Sturnus vulgaris (Common starling) is the source of this 444-nucleotide messenger RNA. The record is from RefSeq and is a predicted model, not a curated record. Lineage: Eukaryota; Metazoa; Chordata; Aves; Passeriformes; Sturnidae.
AUGUCGUUUAAGCGCGACGAGAGCGACCCGGGACCGCUCGGGGCGCUUCAGAAGCGCCGCGUGGCCGAGCUGCUGGCCAGCGCCAUCCCCGAGGACGAGGCGCUGCUGCUGCGAGACGGCAGGCUGGCGUGCUCGCUGUGUCCCCACCGGCCCGUGUGUGACACUCUGCAGACCCUGGUGCUGCACAGGGCGGGCAGGAAACACCUGGACAGCCUGCAGCGAUCCUACGGCCGGCCCCGCUCUGCCCAGGUGGCCCCGCAGGGACCGCAGGUGGCCCCGGGGGUGGCCCCGGGGGUGGCCCCGGGGGUGGCCCCAGCUGUGCAGGUGGGUGUGGCCCGGGUGGGCGUGGCCUCUGCUCCGUUGCUGGCCCGGACGCGGCGCGUGGCUCGGAGCGCGCUGCUGCCAUCGGCCCCGUACAGCAGCUGCUGCCGGAGAACUGCGUGA